AUGGAUUUACACGAGCUACAGCAGUCGGCCCUCGGGCUGAUCAGCGACGCGCAGACGCAGUUCCACAGGCUCCCGGGUUCUGCCAUCAUCCUACGAUACAUCAAGUCGUCCUAUCAGAACGACCCGGUGCGAUCCGCCGUCGAGCUCUUCUUGUUUCUGUUCGCGGUCCGCUACCUCCUUGCGCCCAAGUACUCGACGCAGAAGCAGAAGGUUGUCCUGACGGAAGAUGAAAUCGACGAGCUGGUUGAGGACUGGUCCCCGGAACCCCUGGUAGCGCCGCAAACCGCACUUGAGGAACUCGAGAAUGAGAAGCGACCGGUAAUCGUCGGGCCUUCAGGACCCAAGACCAAGCUGUCGAACGGCCGGACGGUCACGAACCUCGCCUCGUACAAUUUUUACAACUUCCUCGCCAACGAAACGCUCAAGGAGAAGGCUGUCACGACGCUUCGUACGUACGGAGUUGGGCCAUGCGGACCGCCCGGCUUUUACGGGACACAGGACGUGCAUAUGAAGACGGAGGCGGACAUCGCAGCGCACUUGGGAGUGCCGGCAUGCAUCGUCUACGCGCAGGCUUUCUCGACAAUCUCGAGUGUCAUCCCCGCGUUCUCCAAGCGUGGUGACAUUAUCGUGGCGGACAAGGGCGUCAACUUUGCGAUUCGGAAAGGCAUCCAGAUCUCGCGCAGCACGGUUCGCUGGUUCGAGCACAAUGACAUGGAAGACUUGGAGAAGGUGCUUGCCAAGACGGUCAAGGAACAGGCGCGCAAGCCGCUCACGAGACGGUUCAUCAUCACGGAGGGGUUGUUCGAAAACUUCGGAGACAUGGCUGACCUACCCAAGCUGAUCGAGCUGAAGCUCAAGUACAAGUUCCGCUUGAUCCUCGACGAGACGUGGUCGUACGGCGUGCUCGGCCGCACGGGUCGUGGCCUUACGGAAGCGCAGAAUGUGGACGCAACCGAGGUGGACAUGAUCAUUGGCUCGCUCGCGGGUCCGCUGUGCGCGGGCGGCGGGUUCUGCGCGGGAUCGGACGAGGUGGUGGAGCACCAGCGCAUCUCGGCGGCGGCGUAUACGUUCUCAGCCGCGCUGCCGGCAGUCUUGUCGACGACAGCCAGCGAGACGAUCAGCAUUCUGCAGGAGCACCCGGAGGUGCUUGUGCAGCUGCGGGAGAACAUCAAGUCGAUGCGGGCACAGCUCGACCCGCGCAGCGACUGGGUCUUGUGCUCGAGCGCGCCGGAGAACCCGAUGAUGCUGCUGGGGCUGAAGCCGGAAGUGGUCAUCUCGAGAAACCUGAGCCAGGAUGACCAGGAGUUCCUCCUCCAGGAAGUUGUCGACGAGUGUCUGUCCAAUGGGGUGCUGAUCACGAGACUGAAGGCGAUGCCGGCAGCAGUGGGAUCGGGCGAAAAGGCAUGGCUGCCGCAGCCGGCGCUCAAAGUGUGCGUAACGACGGGGCUGUCGAAGAAGGAGAUCGAGAAGGCGGGCGUCGUCAUCCGCCACGCAGUCACCAAGGUCAUGACGAAGAAGCGAUGA
Messenger RNA from Lasiodiplodia theobromae, 1524 nucleotides. RefSeq names its product Serine palmitoyl transferase subunit. Gene Ontology annotation, biological process: sphingosine biosynthetic process; ceramide biosynthetic process. Gene Ontology annotation, cellular component: endoplasmic reticulum. Gene Ontology annotation, molecular function: serine C-palmitoyltransferase activity; pyridoxal phosphate binding. The coding region runs from base 1 to 1524 and encodes 507 amino acids. The transcript is spliced from 5 exons. Lineage: Eukaryota; Fungi; Ascomycota; Dothideomycetes; Botryosphaeriales; Botryosphaeriaceae. The record is from RefSeq and is a predicted model, not a curated record.